AUGCCAUUACGGCCGAUACAGCCGAUACAGACUGAAACUGAAAACCUUGGAGGGUUUAAGAUUAUUACUUGUGGAGAGAGAGAGAGACAAAAAAUUUUCAACUCCUCCUGCGACAUAUUUGAUGCCCACGAGAACCAUUGGAACAAUUGGAACAUCGAGAUAUGGAAGAUCAAGAAACUGAUCAAGGACCUUGACGCUGCCCAAGGGAAUGGGACCAGCAUAAUCUCGCUUAUUAUUCCUCCCGGGGACCAGAUCUCCCGUGUCACGAAGAUGCUCCAAGAUGAGUACGAGACAGCCACAAAGAGCCAGAGUCCAGCGAAUCUUCUCGGAGCCAUAACUUCCACCCAGCAGAGGCUCGAGCUUUACGGCGAGGUUCCCCCCAAUGGCCUCGUCCUCAAUGCUGGAACGGUUCUGACCGAGGAUGGGAUAGAGAAGAACGUGAACAUUGAUUUUGAGCCUUUUAAGCCCAUCAAUGCAUCGCUGUAUCUGCGUGAUAGCAAGUUCCACACCAAGGCCCUGUUUGAAUUGCUGUCGUCUGACCAUAAGUUUGGGUUCAUUAUAAUGGAUGGGAACGGUACUACUCUCUUCGGGACCCUGAGUGGCAACUCCCCGAAAGUGCUUCACAAGUUCAGCGUGGACGACCCCUCAAGGAAGCGCGACCGAGAAGGGCAGUCCGCCCUCCCAUUCGCGGGUUUGGGAUUGGAAAAAUGCAACAAUUAUUUCCGUAAAACGGCUGAGCUGGCAACGCAGUUUUUCAUCGACCCCUCAACUGGCCAGCCUGAGGUGACAGGCCUGUUCCUUGUGGGGGCCGCUGGCUUCAAGGUUGGGCUGAGUGACAUACGCAUGUUCGACCCUCGCCUAGGACCAAAGAUCCUUGAUAUUUAUCAUACCAGAUCUGGAGAGGAGUACGCGUUCGAUGUGGCCAUUCGCCUUUCUUUAGAGACCAUUAACAUUGUGAACACCAUCCCCGAGAGAAAGUUAUUGGGGAAGUACUCUGAGGAGAUACGUCAAGAUCCGCGAAGAUGUGUUUUCGAGGUGGACAAAACACUCGAAGCUCUUGAGAUGGGUGCCAUCGAGAUACUCAUUGUCUUGGAUUUCCUUGCCAUCGACCGCUACACCUUGAAGAACACCUCAACAAGUGAGGUUCUGGUCAAAUACCUGAACCAGUACGAGGAGCGCGACAAGGACAACCUUUGUGAUUCAGCCACCUCAGGGGGGCUGGUGGUUCAGGAGAAGAUGUCCUUGGUGGAUUGGCUUGCAAAUGAGCAUGAGAGGUUUGGGCGUGUACUCAGGUUUGUGAUCGACACAAUUGGUCCAGGAUUUCUGUUUGGGAAGCAGUUCGGGGGUAUUGCGGGUAUCCUCCGCUACCAACUCGAGGAUGGCAAAGAGAAGAAGGUGACCAUUGAUUUUGAGCCCUUUGGCCCCAUGAAUGCAUUGCUGUAUCCGGUGCACAGCAUGUUCAACACUGAGGCCAUGAAAGAAUUGCUGCAGUCGGACCAUAUGAUCGGGUUUAUUGUAAUGGAGGUGGAUGGUGCUCUCUUCGGGACUCGGUGCGGGAGCUCCCGAGAAGUGCUUUACAAGUUCACUGAGGAGGAAAUUAAGUACCGCAGGAAGGGGCACAAGAGAGGAGAGCCGCUGUCACCCCAUCAAUAUGCCUGGCUGCAGCUGAGGAAACGUGACCGGGCUAUUGGAAGAACAAUUGACCUGGCCCCCCAAUUCUUCAUCGACCCUGCAACGGGCCAACCUAAUGUGUCAGGCCUGAUCCUGGCAGGGGCUGCUGGCUUCAAGAUUUUUCUGUCUCUGUUUUUCGGCGACUUGGACUCGCGCUUGCGUUCAAAGAUUCUUAAUGUUGUUGAUGUCCCUGAUGGAGGGGAAAGGGGGUUCAAUCAGGCCAUUGGGAUUUCUGCCUGCUGAUGAUAGUGCCGAUGGGGUUUCCUGCCAACUGGAGCUGAUAUAUGGUCUUUUGUUUAUACUGUAAUAUUUGCAUAUGCAUUUUAG
This is a messenger RNA of Punica granatum (pomegranate), 1998 nucleotides long. Lineage: Eukaryota; Viridiplantae; Streptophyta; Magnoliopsida; Myrtales; Lythraceae. The record is from RefSeq and is a predicted model, not a curated record.